UCAUUGACUAAGUUUAGUCUGUUUUCGAGAACCAUACUAAGUACCGAGUGGAAAAUUGAGUCCGAGUACGGAUCAAUUACACGCGCGGAAAGUGAAUUACAUAAAGGGGUUAAAGUGAAGUGAAUCGCCGAGCGUACGAGGAUUGAUUAAUUAUUAUUAUGUUCGUUGGUUGCUCCUGAUGGAGUUGCAAAAGUCACCGGUGUAAAGCUCUGUGUAGAAAUAAAAUGUGCUAAGGCUAAGUCAGAAGAGGAAAAAACUAGUUUCUAUCAUCUCGGCAGAUCACAUUAGGGAUCACUACCUACUGUUGUAUUGCGUCAAGUCGCAUUUGGAUAUGCAACUGGCAGUUGGAAACUUUUAGAACAGAUAGAAUCCAACAGCAUUUCGUUUACAGAUUGACACUUGCUCGAGAUACUCAUUCUGGAAACCAAUGUUUUGGUACUAUCUAGCUUGUUUCACCGUUUUGUUUAUAAUUUUCUUGUACCUUGACUGUCGCAAGCCUGCCAACUUUCCGCCUGGGCCAAAAUGGUACCCGAUCAUAGGAUGUGCGAUAGAAAUAGCGCGCAGUCGCUUCAAGACUGGCAUGUUAUGUAAAGGUAUCGAGCGAAUAGCUGCCCAGUAUGACCACAAUGGCGCAAUCGGAUUUAAAGUCGGCAAGGACCGGACUGUGAUGGCCAUUUCGGGCGCCUCAUUGUGCGAGAUGAUGAACAACGAAGACUUGGAUGGUCGGCCGACAGGUAUCUUCUACGAGACCAGAACCUGGGGCCUCCGAAGAGGCGUUCUAUUAACGGAUGAGGAGUUUUGGCAGGAGCAGCGUCGAUUUAUAGUGCGACAUCUGAAGGAAUUCGGCUUCGCUCGUAGAGGCAUGGGAGAAAUCAUUGGAAAUGAGGCUGCAUUCGCGAGACAAGAUUUUUACGAUUUAAUUAAAGCUGGUAACGGUAAAGCAUACUUGAAAAUGCAGACGAUAUUUUCGGUGUACAUUCUCAACACUUUGUGGCUGAUGAUGGCCGGAAUUCGUUACACGAAAGAAAACAAAGAUCUUAAACAUCUGCAAACUUUACUACAUGAUCUGUUUGCUAGCAUCGAUAUGAUGGGUGCCUUAUUCAGCCACUUUCCGUUCAUGCGAUUUUUUGCGCCACGUUUUUCCGGCUAUCAGCAGUUUGUUGACAUACACAACCAUCUGCACACUUUUAUUGGAAAAGAAGUUGAAAACCACAAAAAGACCUUCAACAUCAACGAUGAACCGCGCGACCUCAUGGAAGUUUACCUCAAGAUCCUAGAAUCGAAUGAAGAGAAGCCGGAAAGUUUUACCCAAGAUCAGUUGUUGGCAGUGUGUUUGGAUAUGUUCAUCGCCGGAUCGGAAACCACAAACAAAACUCUCGGUUUUGCUUUCCUCUAUCUGAUAAGGCAACCGGAAACUCAAAAAUUAGUACAAAAGGAAAUCGAUGAAGUCGUCGGCCGAGAUCGGCAACCAACCCUGGAGGACAGAGUAAACAUGCCUUACUGCGAAGCUGUGGUUCUGGAAUCCUUACGCAUGUUCAUGAGCAAUACUUUUGGUAUUCCGCAUAGAGCCUUGCGAGACACAAAACUAUGUGGUUACGACAUUCCAAAGGACACAAUGGUGGUCGGAAUGUUUCGCGGUAUGAUGCUGCAACAUUGGGAGGAUGCUUACACUUUCAGACCGGAACGUUUCCUGAAAGAUGGAAAGGUAAUCGUUGACCCGAAGUUCCAUCCAUUUGGCGUAGGGAAGCACCGGUGCAUGGGUGAGAUGAUGGGUCGAGCAAAUUUGUUCCUCUUCGUCACGACGCUGUUCCAGAGCUUCAACUUUCUGGUACCGGAAGGGCACCCGGUUCCUACCGAUCAGCCCUUGGAUGGGGCCACGCCUAGUGUUAAGCAGUACACAGCAGUGAUAACUCCUCGAUAAAAUGAUGCUAAUUUAA
Molecule: messenger RNA, 1937 nt
Organism: Uranotaenia lowii
Lineage: Eukaryota; Metazoa; Arthropoda; Insecta; Diptera; Culicidae
Gene: Cyp303a1
Product: probable cytochrome P450 303a1
Exons: 4
Coding region: 428-1921 (497 amino acids)
Molecular function (GO): oxidoreductase activity, acting on paired donors, with incorporation or reduction of molecular oxygen; iron ion binding; heme binding
Source: RefSeq, a predicted model, not a curated record